AUGGUUGCACCCGCCAAUGCGGCGCAUGUCCCCGUGCUGCAUGGUGGCAUUACUACGCCGCGCCGUCAUUCGCGCAUCGUCCCGCCACGCACGUCGUCCGCUCCGUCGCUCUGCCUUACUACUGCCGCCGUCUCGCGCUACUGCCCUACGCUCGGCGUCACGCCCGCCUCUCUCAGCGCCCUUCGCAGCCCAGCGAGGCGCCUUGCCGCCCGUGGGGGCGCGCGUGGCGGCGUGCAGUGCAGCGCGGACGUGCCCGACUACCUGCCCGCCUCCUGGGCACGUGGCACGGACCGCAAGCCUCUGGGGCCCAGGCUAGAGUGGAGUGCGGAGGAGGCGGUGCGGCAGCAGCUGUGUGCGCUGCAGAGCAACGACGACCCGUACCCCGACCACGGCGUGGAGGUCAUGUACCGCUUUGCAGGGUUCGACCCAUUUGAGCGAUCGCGGUACUUUGGCCCGCGCUUUGACCUGGGCCAGUUUGAGAGGUUCCGGCGGCUCUUCCACCACACGCACUACCGUGUGCUGCUCUCCCACAAGCGCCACCGCCUCCUCUCCUCCUUCUACGUCUCCCCAGCGCGCGUGAAACAGAGGGUGGAGGUGGAGGGCGUGCGGCCAGGCGAGGUGGAGGUAUUUGAGUUCACGCUGGAGCAGGUGGGGCACAGGGUGGGCACACCAGUGCACACAACACAUGGGGGUUCGUGUGUGCAGGGGGGAGCAGGCGGGGGGGACAGGGUUGCUGGCUCGUUUGUGUGA
Molecule: messenger RNA, 750 nt
Organism: Closterium sp. NIES-65
Lineage: Eukaryota; Viridiplantae; Streptophyta; Zygnematophyceae; Desmidiales; Closteriaceae
Source: the annotation of a GenBank genome assembly